GAGAGAGAGAGAGAGAGAGAGAGAGAGAGAGAAUGCGUGUCAGAGACAGCCCGGGAGACAGACAGCCAGAAACAAUAAGGUUAGACACACAUCGGAAAAUAGGGAAGAAACAGGCCCAGGAAGCAGGAGAGGGAGGGAGGGAAAGACGCGGCCAGAGCCACCUUUACACCGCUGCUCAGGAGGGGUCUCAGGACAGCCUCGCAUCCCUUCCCUACAAUCCUUAAAUCCUCUCUCGCUUGCUCGGGGCCCUCCGCAUCUGUCACAACCGCGUCCUGACCCGACAGCCAGCGGCUGGCGCAGCCGGCGAGUCGAUGGCCAGGCCCCGGAGCACCCUGGAGCCGCUGCUGCUGGCGCUGCUGUCGUCGCUGGCGGUGCUGCUGCUGGCGCAGGCUGGCGCGGAGGGCGCGGCGGGCUCGGUGCGCCUGGCGGGCGGCCUCACGCUGGGCGGCCUGUUCCCGGUGCACGCGCGGGGCGCGGCGGGCAGAGUGUGCGGACCCCUGAAGAAGGAGCAGGGCGUGCACCGGCUGGAGGCCAUGCUGUACGCCCUGGACCGCGUCAACGCUGACCCGGAGCUGCUGCCGGGAGUGCGCCUGGGCGCGCGGCUGCUCGACACCUGCUCGCGCGACACGUACGCGCUGGAGCAGGCGCUGAGCUUCGUGCAGGCGCUGAUCCGCGGCCGCGGCAACGGCGACGAAGCGGGCGUGCGCUGCCCAGGCGGCGUUCCCCAGCUGCGCGCCGCGCCCCCCGAGCGCGUCGUGGCUGUCGUGGGCGCCUCUGCCAGCUCCGUCUCCAUUAUGGUCGCCAACGUGCUGCGCCUGUUUGCGAUCCCUCAGAUCAGCUACGCCUCCACGGCUCCUGAGCUCAGUGACUCCACACGCUACGACUUCUUCUCCCGAGUGGUGCCGCCUGACUCCUACCAGGCCCAGGCCAUGGUGGAUAUCGUGCGGGCAGUGGGAUGGAACUAUGUGUCCACGCUGGCCUCUGAAGGCAACUAUGGCGAGAGCGGGGUCGAGGCCUUCAUACAGAUCUCCCGCGAGGCUGGUGAGCUGGGGGCAGGAGGGUCAGAGGCACCGAGGAGCCUACAGAGGGGGGGCGUCUGUAUUGCCCAGUCCAUCAAGAUUCCUAGAGAACCAAAGCCAGGAGAAUUCAACAAGGUGAUCCGGCGACUCAUGGAGACUCCUAAUGCCCGUGGCAUCAUCAUCUUUGCCAACGAGGAUGACAUCAGGAGGGUCCUAGAGGCUGCACGCCUGGCCAACCUGACUGGCCACUUCCUGUGGGUUGGCUCAGACAGCUGGGGAGCCAAGACCGCACCCAUCCUGAACCUGGAGGAUGUGGCAAUGGGAGCUGUCACCAUCCUGCCCAAAAGGGCCUCCAUCAACGGAUUUGACCAGUACUUCAUGACCCGCUCCCUGGAGAACAACCGCCGGAACAUCUGGUUCGCAGAGUUCUGGGAAGAGAAUUUUAACUGCAAACUGACCAGCUCAGGUGCCCAGUCAGACGACUCCACCCGCAAAUGCACAGGUGAGGAACGCAUCGGCCGGGACUCUGCCUACAAGCAGGAGGGGAAGGUGCAGUUUGUGAUUGACGCCGUGUACGCCAUUGCCCACGCCCUGCAUAGCAUGCACCAGGUGCUCUGUCCUGGGCACACAGGCCUGUGCUCCGCAAUGGAGCCCACCGACGGGCGGACGCUGCUGCAGUAUAUUCGAGCUGUCCGCUUCAACGGUAGCGCCGGAACGCCGGUAAUGUUCAACGAGAAUGGGGAUGCACCGGGGAGAUACGACAUCUUCCAGUACCAGGCGGCCAACGGCAGUGCGGGCAGCGGCGGCUACCAGGCGGUGGGCCAGUGGGCAGAGACCCUCAGGUUGGAUGUGGAAGCCCUACAGUGGUCGGGGGACCCCCAGGAGGUGCCGACGUCUCAGUGCAGCCUCCCCUGUGGGCCGGGUGAGCGGAAGAAGAUGGUGAAGGGUGUGCCCUGCUGCUGGCACUGUGAGGCCUGCGAUGGGUACCGCUUCCAGGCCGAUGAGUUCACGUGCGAGGCCUGCCCGGGCGACAUGCGGCCCACGCGCAACCGCACAGGCUGCCGCCCCACGCCCGUGGUCAGCCUCACCUGGGCCUCACCCUGGGCUGCACCGCCGCUCCUCCUGGCCAUACUGGGCAUCACGGCCACCACGGUAGUUGUGGCCACCUUCGUGCGGCACAACAACACACCCAUCGUCCGGGCCUCGGGUCGCGAGCUCAGCUACAUGCUGCUCACCGGCAUCUUCCUGAUCUAUGCCAUCACCUUCCUCAUGGUGGCCAAGCCCGGGGGGGCGGUCUGCGCCGCCCGGAGACUCUUCCUCGGCCUGGGCACCACCCUCAGCUACUCGGCCCUGUUCACCAAGACCAACCGCAUCUACCGCAUCUUCGAGCAGGGGAAGCGCUCCGUCACGCCCCCGCCCUUCAUUAGCCCCACCUCGCAGCUCGUUAUCACCUUCUGCCUCACCUCUGUGCAGGUGGUGGGAGUGAUGGCAUGGCUGGGGGCCCAGCCCCCCCACAGUGUGAUUGAUUAUGAGGAGCAGCGGACGGUGGACCCGGAGCAAGCCAGAGGGGUGCUCAAGUGCGACAUGUCAGAUCUGUCCCUCAUCGGCUGCCUGGGCUAUAGCCUCCUGCUCAUGGCCACAUGCACGGUGUAUGCCAUCAAGGCCCGUGGUGUGCCCGAGACCUUCAAUGAGGCCAAGCCCAUCGGCUUCACCAUGUACACCACCUGCAUCAUCUGGCUGGCCUUUGUGCCCAUCUUCUUUGGCACUGCCCAGUCAGCUGAAAAGAUAUACAUCCAAACUACCACACUGACUGUGUCCUUGAGCCUGAGUGCGUCGGUGUCCCUCGGUAUGCUCUAUGUACCCAAAGCCUACGUCAUCCUGUUCCACCCGGAGCAGAACGUGCAGAAGCGGAAGCGGAGCCUCAAGUUGACCUCCACUGUGGCAGCCCCACCCAAGGGUGAGGACACGGAGGUCCCCAAGUAGUGGGGGGGGAGGUAAAUGGGAUGCUCGUGUCCUCUCCUCUCUCCUCUCUUCUUUCCCUUGUUUCACGGUGGAAGCUGUGAGGAGUCCGGGCAUGCAGCGAAGGAGGUCCACGGAGGCCAUGCCCUGCAGGAUGGGACUCGCCUCCAGAAAGGCCUGGGCCUACAUGCCGAUGUUAUCUCUGCUGGUCAGUGUGUGUCGGCAUUAGACUUCUUCACCGCAGACUGGACUUUCUACUCACAGGGGGGAAUGGUCACCCAGAGGUGUCUACUUCUAGAGAGGGACUACAGUCACACUCUCUGGUCUGAAGUUGAGAGGUCACAGUGAAUCCCUGGGCUUGGCCCAGUGUGAGUGACAUUUCCACCUUGACCAACCACCAGAUCUAGGGAUCGGAUGGCGCGUGAGCGUGUAUAGACUCCUGAGUGAACUAGAGGGCUGGCGUUGGGGAGGAGCCGUCUCCACAGUAGAUGUGCGGGUCUGUAUUCUGGACUGAGGAGAGUGGGCCUGGCACGGAGGGACAGGGCCUUGGGUGCAACCCCUGUGAGAGAGGGUGGGCCUGCAGGGGCAGGGGAGUAAGCAGUGGGACAGGGUGCACCCCAUGAAGUUACUCGUGUAAGGGCCUUUCCCUUGGGAUCUGUCUCCUGGGAUCUGAGGGAUGUAACACUCAGAGUACAGCUUUUUUCCUUUCCCAUCUGUGCUCUGGCAUGUGACCCUGAAACCUUAAGAAAAUUAGAUGCAUUUGUACGGUUUAGUGGUGUGAGAAUAAACUAACAAGGCGGGGCAUUUGCCCUCCUCUGAUGCCUGUUGAGGGUUUGUGUUCAGGAGUUCCAGGUUGGGACCAGUGACAGAGAGAGUUGUGUCCAUGGUGAAGGUUAAUUCCAAGUGGAUAAAAUAGGAUAGAUAUAAAAACGCCUCUCUCCCAAUGCCCCCGGGAAGUCCCGUUUGGAAGGCAAGUGUGAGGCAUUGGGAGGAAGGCACUUGCUCUACCCAUGAGAGGAUGUUCACUUGUCAGUAAUUUUUUUUUUAACAUAAAGCUUGGUUUAGUGAUGGGAUUUUAUUUCCUUGGGGUAGAAUUUACAUUGAACACUGACUCUUUUUAUUUAUUUAUAAGUGUGAAUGCUUUACUAUGUAAUGGCCAGCAUCAUACAACGUAGAGAUCCUUCUCUAUACACAGUCUCUGGUGCAUAAAGAUUUUGACCUUGGGACUAGGUAUUUCUGCAUUCCUUAAAUGAAUAGGGCUUCUCCUCAGAAUAACAUUUUUGGUGUCCAGGGUCUCCUUCCUUACACAUGUUGCAUUCCUAGGGUUUGCUUCUCUGCAGUGUUAGUUAUAAGGUCUCAUGUGAGGCUGAAUGCUUUCCCAAAUUCAUUCUUUCACAGGACUUCUCUCCUGUGUGGGUUUUCUGAUGUAUAAUGACAUGUGUUUUCUUGCUGAAGGCUUUUCCCUAUCAGUGCUUUUUCUCCCAGACUAACUUGUAGAGUCAUUGAGCUCUGAUCUCCAAAUAAAGGUUUUCCUGCAUUUACUG
Messenger RNA from Hipposideros armiger (great roundleaf bat), 4522 nucleotides. It is a transcript of the gene GRM6, whose product is annotated as glutamate metabotropic receptor 6. Gene Ontology annotation, molecular function: G protein-coupled receptor activity. Gene Ontology annotation, biological process: G protein-coupled receptor signaling pathway. The transcript has 11 exons. The record is from RefSeq and is a predicted model, not a curated record. The coding region runs from base 312 to 3002 and encodes 896 amino acids. NCBI's taxonomy places the organism in Eukaryota, Metazoa, Chordata, Mammalia, Chiroptera, Hipposideridae. Gene Ontology annotation, cellular component: membrane.